This is a messenger RNA of Bemisia tabaci, 1406 nucleotides long. NCBI's taxonomy places the organism in Eukaryota, Metazoa, Arthropoda, Insecta, Hemiptera, Aleyrodidae. The record is from RefSeq and is a predicted model, not a curated record.
UAACCGUGUUCGAUUGGUGUUGUUACAAGUGAUUUUGGUUUACUCCACUUACGAUGGCGUUCAAGUUGGCAUGCCUGGUUGCCAUCACAACACUGGUGGCGACGUGUUGGGGCUCUGAGGGAGUGCAGUCUCAGGACUACGAGGCGUACCAGCCGUACUACCAAGCUUACCAGGACCAGAGCCAAGGCUACCAGGACUAUGACGCCAGAGAGUCCCAGUCGGCUAAAAGAAGUGUUGAGCCUGCUCCGGCCCCCGCCUACCAUGCAGAUGCUGCUUACGCACCAUACGCGGCAGCCACCUACCCAGUUGCCAACGUAGUCGGCGUACAGCACACAGUUGAAGUCUCGAAACCGGUCCCAGUGCCCGUCUACAAGACGGUGGCCGUUCCGGUUCCCCAACCGGUCCCCGUCCAUGUGCCUCAUCCGGUUCCUGUUCAUGUUCCUCACCCCGUUGCCGUCCACGUUCCCCAACCGGUUCCAGUUCAUGUUCCCGUUGAAGUACCAGUCGUCAAACAUGUGGCCUACCCUGUAGAGAAACCGGUGCCCUACGCCGUCCCAAAACCCUACCCUGUCACCGUUGAGAAGAAGGUGCCCGUAACGGUGUACAAACCAUAUCCGGUUCAUGUCCCCGUUUACAAGAUCAAACAUAUCUACCAUGAGCCCAAAUGGCAUAAGUGGUUCUAGGUUCAAGCAGCGCUUGAAGAAAUUAUGUACCUGAAUAUGAUAGGGGCACCUUCAAUCAAUGAAGAGUUGAUUCACUUGCAGCGGGAUUUCAUGUGCUUCAUGAAGUUGCAAUCGACCAAAGAUAUCUUUCGACUCAUUUUCUAAGAGGAAGAAAGAAACCUGCUCCUACUUAAAAGACUGGCAUCGCUUCGAUGAAUCAAAAUUGAAAGAGAUACUUCAAAUUUGUACAGUGUAUAUACAAUUUAGUUUUAUAAGCCGACUGAAAAUCCAAAGAAAUCGAUCAAAUGGACGUAGCAAUGAUGAAAUGAUCUGUCCGUAAAUGAAUUAAAUCAAGAGGAAGUAUGUAUCACGCAAAGUCUAUUCAUACAGCUCGAUUUUAUUGAAUUCCUUCGCACAUAGUUCUGUUGAGUAUAAAUCCGUCCAAUAAACGAGUACAUGCAAUUAUGUCAGUAAAUCUUUAAAGAUCUAAUUUGAAUUCCUUAGAGCAGCGCCUCCUACUUGCUCAAAUUUUGUUUUAUAAAAAUGGUGGUACUUAGCAGGUAAUGUUUACCAGAGUGCACUGUUUAGAUCUGCUCGAGGUAUUAUGUAUAACGAAUACAUGCGAUUUUCUAAACUUCGAAUUAAAAUGUGCUACUGAGCCUUAAAAAAAUACUUCUCAGUAAAUUUUGAGAUAAAUAAGUUACCGGUAAAACGCAAAAAAGUUUAGUUACCAACAAAAAAAAA